This is a messenger RNA of Bipolaris victoriae FI3, 1281 nucleotides long. RefSeq lists its product as hypothetical. The record is from RefSeq and is a predicted model, not a curated record. Lineage: Eukaryota; Fungi; Ascomycota; Dothideomycetes; Pleosporales; Pleosporaceae. Gene Ontology annotation, molecular function: flavin adenine dinucleotide binding; sarcosine oxidase activity; L-pipecolate oxidase activity. Bases 1 to 1281 code for a protein of 426 amino acids. The transcript is spliced from 3 exons.
AUGAACACCGAUAGCUCUUUAGUCAUUGUAGGCGCAGGCGUGUUUGGCCUGUCAACAGCACUAGAAUUAACUCGCAAAGGGUAUAAAAAUGUCACGAUUGUAGAUCGACACGUACCCCCAGUACCAGACGGCUCCAGUGUCGACAUCUCACGUGUGAUUCGGUUCGAUUAUCGCGAUCCAGUAUAUGCUAGGCUUGCAAAAGAAGCAUUUGAUGUGUGGUGUGCCCAUCCGAAGUUUCGCGGAAUAUUCUACCAUGGCCCAAAUGCUUUCAUUGCAAGCAAAGCUUAUGGGCGGACACACCUCGAGAAAUGCACAGAUGCGCUUGACGGGCUCGGCCAGACGUGGAAAGCAAUGCCAAACCAAGAAGCUAUCAAAGCCAUGUUCCCCAUUCUAUACGGCGAUACCAUCAACUCAUCCCUCUCCGGAUACUGCAAUUCAAGCUCCGGCUGGGCCGACGCUCAGAAGGCGAUUGCCCUCCUUCGUAAUGAGUGUAUUGAGGGCGGUGUGUCGUUUAUCUGUGGUAAAAAGGGCACUAUUGCUAAUUUCAAGGUCGACGAAAAAACAAGCAGGAUUAUUGCCGCACAAACAGAGAGUGGUAAUGAGAUACAAGGAGACUACUUCAUCCUCUCUGCUGGCGCAUGGUCGCCAAUGCUAGCACCUAUGUACAACUCGACAAUUUCCACAGCACAAGUCUUGGCUUUCAUCAAUCUAUCAGAAUCUGAGAUGAACACCUACAAAGACCUGCCACUAUAUAUAGACUAUGACUCAGGGUGGUUCUGCUUUCCGCCCCACCCCGAGGCUCGAGUGCUGAAAGUUGCCGUCCAUGGUUGGGGCUACACUCGGAGGACCAGUCGCACCUACCUUUCUCUUCCGCCUACAGCCAUCCGAAGCAAGCGCACCGAUUUUGCGCCUGUGGACGGUAUAGCAAGACUACGUUCAGGUCUAAAAACGAUUCUUCCGUCUCUCGCAGACCGCAGAUUUGACCGCGUUGCAGUGUGUUGGUACAACGAUACACCCACCGGCAACUUCAUCAUUGCUUACCAUCCGGACCACUCGAAUUUAUUCCUUGCUACCGCCGGAAGUGGCCAUGCAUUCAAAUUUCUUCCUGUGUUGGGCAAGUAUGUAGUGCAAGGACUCGAACGCACACUGUCGACAGACUUGAAAAGCCAAUGGCGUUUCAGGACAGAGUACAAAGACCAAGAGAAAGAGUUUUAUGGCGAUGGGAGUCGUGGAGGGCCAGCACGGCGCGAAUUCACACCGCAGGAAAAGGCACUGUUAUGA